AUGGCCUUCCCGUUUCUGCGAGCGUUUGUGACACUCUUUAUUUAUCGUUAUACCCGCCUCGUGUUCAAUCUGUUCUCCUUUUGGACAUUCAAGCCAAUCCCACCACCAGAGAACCCCAAAUUGACCUCGCAAGAUGUGACGGUGAUCAUUCCAUCGUUAGAGGGCUGUGGAGAUGAGCUGGUGGAGACGAUACGGACAAUUCUCGACAACCAACCCCGUGAGGUGCUUCUCGUCACAAUCGAGGCCAAUCGCAAGAAGGCCGAGAUGAUGCUGAGCUUGAUGCCAACAACUCGGGUCCGAUUGUUCACCGUGAAACACCCCAAUAAGCGCCGCCAAAUGACUCGAGCCAUCCCCGAGGUCAAAACCGCCAUCACUAUUCUCGCCGACGACGACGUGAGCUGGCCGCGCACUCUGCUGCCAUGGAUUCUGGCGCCCUUUGAAAAGGAUGAGAAAUACGGCGGUGUGGUAACCUGCCAGCGAUUGCGCCGGGCCAUUGAACCGAGCCUCUCACAGCGAGUCUGGGGCUUCUUGGGAGCUCUGUACCUGGAACGACGCAACUUUGAUUGCGGCGCGACGACCCAUGUGGACGGUGGACUUCCCUGCAUGUCGGGACGGACGGUUGCGUAUCGGACACGAAUUCUACAGAACGAGGCCUUCACCUACGCUUUCACCAAUGAGGAGUGGUGGUGGGGAAAGUACCAACUCAACGCCGACGAUGAUAACUUUAUCACCCGCUGGAUGGUCUCGCAUGGAUGGGAAACUUAUAUGCAGUACCACCCGGAGGCGGAGGUGCUGACUACCCUCGAAGAUAACCCUCGUUUUUUGAAGCAAUGCGCCCGCUGGUCAAGAAGCAAUUGGCGGAGCAAUCUGACCUCAAUGUUCCACGAGAAGCACAUUUGGCAUCGUCAGCCUUGGAGCGCUUACGCCGUCCACUUGACCACUUUAUCGCCGCCCGCCCUUCUAGGCGACUUGCUGUUGGUCUGGCUGUGCCACAAGGCGACAGGGUCGUGGGGAGAGUCUUUACACGAUCAGUCCAUGACUCUUCUCUACAUGUGGAUUUUCACUAGCAAAUGGAUCAAGCUGCUCGGUCAUUAUCUUCGGUAUCCCGUCGACGUGCUGUUGUUGCCAGUCUCCGUCCUCUUCGGUUAUUUCCAUGGUGCGAUCAAGAUGUAUGCCGUGAUGACACUGAAUGUGACAACAUGGGGUAGCCGUGAUGGUGCUGAUGACUAUGACGCGGAGCGUAUGAAGAAGCGGACGGAUGCUGAUCGUAUGAAGCAACCGUAUUAUCCGCAAUAUCUCAUAUGA
This is a messenger RNA of Penicillium paradoxum, 1305 nucleotides long. RefSeq names its product glycosyltransferase family 2 protein. The record is from RefSeq and is a predicted model, not a curated record. Bases 1 to 1305 code for a protein of 434 amino acids. NCBI's taxonomy places the organism in Eukaryota, Fungi, Ascomycota, Eurotiomycetes, Eurotiales, Aspergillaceae. The transcript has 4 exons.